Mya arenaria is the source of this 2732-nucleotide messenger RNA. RefSeq lists its product as uncharacterized. Gene Ontology annotation, molecular function: zinc ion binding; ubiquitin-protein transferase activity. The transcript is spliced from 2 exons. The record is from RefSeq and is a predicted model, not a curated record. Lineage: Eukaryota; Metazoa; Mollusca; Bivalvia; Myida; Myidae. Gene Ontology annotation, biological process: positive regulation of DNA-templated transcription. Gene Ontology annotation, cellular component: nucleoplasm; chromatin. Bases 106 to 1848 code for a protein of 580 amino acids.
UUGAGUUGACAAUGUAUGCUUGAUACAUAACAAAUGAAAUGUUUUACUCGUUAGAAAAAUCUUAUAAAUUGUGAAAUAUUAAAACUGGAUUGUUAAAGCAUAGAUAUGGAGCAAGAAAGUCUGAAUGUUGGUUCUGAUGAGGAUUACAAAGUGUUUUGUAAUUCGUGUAAAAACUUCGGAAAACAAGUUCCCGCAAGAGGCUCUUGCCAAGAUUGCCAGGAAUAUUACUGCGCUUCAUGUUUUGAAAUCCAUGCGCAAUUUAAUAUCACAAGGCAUCAUACACUACUGAACAGUAUUGGUGAUCAGGAAAGCAAUACCGGUGCUAUUGCUGAACCUACAAGACCUUUGGAGUCAUCCGAUGGACUUUUCGUGUCUGACAUGUGUGACAAACAUUCUAACGAACUUUUAAAAUAUUUUUGUAUGGACAGUGAGGAGGUCUUGUGCACAGCGUGUGUAACAACGAAGCAUAGAGCAUGCUCAAACGUUCAGUAUAUACCUGAUGUUGUGAACAGCGAAGAACAUGUCAUGGAGGUUAAUGAUAUUAACAAAAACAUUGGUCAGAUGGUUAAUGAAUUAACUGACUUGAAAGGUGAAAUUGAUAACAAUAAAACAUUGGCACAAUUCUAUGCAUGUAGUGCGAGGGAAGAGCUUGAAAAGGGUAUAGACAUGAUCAAAGGGUAUUUCGAGGACAAGAAGACUAUGUUUGCUGAAAUUGUUCAUGAUAUUGAGAAGAAAAAUGGCGAAAUGAUAUCGAAAGCCAAUUCAUUACAUCGCAGACUGGAUGAAACGCUGCAAUGCCUGAAAGCUUUUCAGACAGACUGCGAUGAUAGAGGCAAACUCGUUCAAAGGUUUAUCGAGGCGAAGAGAAGCCUGAAGAGGAUUGAAAUAUGCAGAGUAGAGAUGGAUAUGUGUCAUAAAGCUAAUAAAAUAACACGGUACCGCUUUAUGCCAUUGACAAAUCUGGAAACUGCUUUCAAGGACAUUGACGUCGGAAAACUCGAGUUCAUGGACGAAAACUGUCCAAGAACAGCAAACCGCACGACUUCUUUGAAUGUGAAAUUGGAGUCCGAAUCCAACAACUGUGGAAUCGCAGAUAUGGCAUUGUUGUCAACCGAUCUGCUUGCAGUGUCUGACAGCUACAACGGCAACAUUAAGCUUCUUGAUGUCGCUAAUGACAUAAUAGUUUCAUCACUUGUCAUGCGGUCUUGUCCUUUGGGCAUUACAAGGAUUAAAGCUGAUCAGUUAGCAGUUGCACUACCCGCUGUUUCCAAUGUCACAAUUAUAUCCAUAUCUGAAGAUGGACAUCUCACAAAAGACAGAGAUCUCCCCUUGCAUAAAUAUUGCAGUGGCCUGCUCUAUGCUAAAGGAAUGCUCUUUGUCGCAUACAGUCAAGUCCGCAGCCAGAUUGAUGAACUGAGUCUCGCUGGUGAUGUUACAAGAACUAUAAGCACUAAUAAAUCACGGAUGCCACUGUUUAGUAGACCAUGCUACAUGACUUUGAGUUUCGACAAAGACUCCUUGUACGUUAGUGACACAGCGAGUUUGACAAUAACCAGUCUGUCAAGCGAGGACACAGUCCGUGUUAAGUGUGAUGGAAAGGGUUGUUCCAAAGUAAGCGAUGUAAGAGGAAUUACAAUUGAUUGCGGAGGAGUAGUUUAUGUAUGCGGGUACAAGAGUAAUACCGUGUGCCAGUUGGUUAAAGACGACAGGAAGAUUAUACCGCUUUUGGAUGCAAGUAAUGACAUUCGCCAACCUCGAUCGUUAGCUUUUUGUGCAAAAACAAACCGCUUGUUUGUUGGGAUGAAUUUUGGAAGUAGGAUUCAAGUUUUUGAUAUCAGGAAUAAAUAAGUGAAUGGGGGGCAGAUUUGACAUGAUGACAUUGACAUUGAGUGUAUACAAGCUAUACUAUUUUUGGACACGUGAAACAGGUAACAAUGGCGCUCAGCGUGUAACAUACGGAAGAUAAUACUCUGAAAUUGAAUUCUUUAUCUAUUUCAGUAUGCAUAAUUCAAACUUGGGAUAUACUUUAGCUUAUCAUUUUUCGAGAUACUCAUUGUGUUGAUUGUUCAGAUCUUUGUUUAAGGUAACAAAGUGAGUAAGGAUAUCGCUGUGUACAUUUUGCCUCCUUGACCGUAAAUAUCGUCCAAAAAACAAAGCAAUACAACACAGGAGUUGAAUUUUAUAAUCUCUUAUGCAAACUUUUUAAAAGAUUAUCAGUUCUAAAGUCAACUCAUACAUCUCCAGCAAGUUAAAAAAAUAAUUUAGAUUUCGGAAACGUGCGAUCCAUGCUCAAAUCAAAAUGUUCCCCCUACUUAAGUAUGUUAUAAAGACACACCCAUUUUGUGCCUCUUCGCUUAAAUUGAAUCAAACCAAAACGUUACAUGUUCUACUCAUUUAAAAACCGCAGUAAAAUUAUAUCAUUUGAUUGGGAAACAUCGAUUAUAAGUAUCGUUUACAUGUAUGGGGGGCGGAUGGAAAAAUUCGACCCGAGGGCACGUGCAAAAACCAGUUACAAGGCUUGCCGAGUUACCGGCUUCGCAGCGUGACCGAGGGUCGGAUUUUUUCACUCGCCCCGAUUACAUGUGAACGACACUAUUUCCUGUUGACCGAAAAUUUAAUUUUUUGUGCAAUUUAGACGUUUUAAAGCUGCACUCUCACAGAUAUACCAUUUUUACAACUUUUUUUUAUUAUUUGUCUCGGAACGAGCCAAUUUUUGCGAAAAUCCCUAGAAA